AUGGCGAGGUAGGGUUGGCCUUUAAUUUUUUUUAUAUUCUUUUAGCCUGGAGGAUAUUAUACGUAAUAUCCAAAGCAAAUUCAAGGAUGGUAAAUGCACCUUGUAUUUUUGCCGUAAAAAGUCUGAGAAGAUGGAAACUAACCUCAGCAUGUGGGAUCAUUUAAAAACAAAGCACCCAAAAGAUUGCCGAGCGUUAAAAAAGGAUGCGGUCCGGAUUGGUUAUGUAAGUUGUUAUUGUUUUGCUUGCUGUUUUAGGUAACUUUACGCAUUUUUGAAUAUUCUCGUUUUUCCCGUCGAUAGAAUAAUCUAAGGCUUCCCAUGAAGGGAGAGUUUGAUUAUUUUGAAUAGCUUUCUCAACGACUUUUGACAUGGAGAAUAUAAAUUUAUUCGUUAUUGCGCAAUUAUCAUGUAAAAUUAUAGGAUCUGGACAAAGUGGAUCUCAAUAAUCCGCCGGAACGUUCGCCUCCCAUCGCCGAGAGCCUGUGCAAUGGCGACGACAAUGGCAACUUGCAAGUUUCCCUCGACAGUACACCACCGCGUCGGUUCAUCGGAUCUCGGUGAGAAUAGGGUCAAUUUUUAUUUGAAAAUCUUGGUUAUACAACUAUAUUUUUAUGCAAGAAAUUAUAUUAUUCAUGGCAAAUUUUUCAGAAUCAAGAAGUUUUGUUUGUUGGACGAGUUGAGGGCAAUUCAACGAGCUCCACAACCAUGUUGCAAACGGUUGCACUCACUGGAGAGUGAAGAAGAGAUUUUAUCGCACAUGAUGUCUCCUGCUUGCCGUCGAUUUAUGAUUGUGAAUAUUCACAACUUAAUCACAAAGUCGGCCGAAAAUCAUCAAGAUGUCCGACUGAGAUUCCCCAAGAUGGUAUGUUGCAUUGCGGUUUCGCUUUUGGAAUGGGUUUAGGGGUUUUGUGAGAGCCGUACACCAAUUUUGUCGUUAAUGUCCUGAUCAAGGAGAAUAUUAAAUCGAUUAAUUUUUAGUUUCCUCCCGAUUGGAAGAACAAGGGAAACGUCUCCCCUACGCCCGAUGGUCUCUAUUUAGUUGAGAAGGUUCUAACCCAUCGAAUUCACGGCAAAAAGGUGGAGUAUUUGGUGCGAUGGGAGGGCUGCGGACCAAUUGAUGACUCGUGGGAGCCAACGGAAAGCUUCUGCGACACCGGGCUUGGCGCAAUCCGGACCUAUUUGGAGAACAGUCUUUUGGAUGGGAGCUUGACAGAAGCCCAUCGCAGAAGAUCCGGCAGAAAUUCCAAUGAAUCGAGAGAAACGUUGUCACGAUCCGAGCAAAUCCUUCAAAAAAUUCAAACGAAAUUGACUGCCAUCUACACGCACAUUAUUGAUUCUGGCUCCAGGUCGAUCCCGAAGGAAAUGAAAGAGAUGAUGGAGGAAGUGACCCUCAUUUCUCGUAGAUUCUGUCCUGAUGUUACACAUGAGCAAGAUGAAGAAAAUGCUGAGAUUGUGGGGGGUGAUUCUUGUGAAGACACGCUGGUUCAUCAAGACCGCUCUGAAGGUAAUACUUUUUUUUUGAUUUUUUCGUCUUUGUUGAUCAUUUCCUUUCGUUUUGCAGCUUUUUUGGAAUGUGUUUGGUCAAAAAUUUUGAAAUUUUUUUCAUGGGUUAUAAUUUCUGUUUUGUUUCAGCCUUGAAUUCGGCCGAAUCGGGUGGAAACACCUCCGAAAGUAUUGACAAUAUCUUGAAUGAUUGCGGGGUUCUUCAAAUUGACGAGAAUUGUGCCUUCAACCCCUCUUUUUUGGACAGAUUGGAUGAGGAUUUGUGCCAAGUUGGAGAAGGAACGAGCGCUGGUAGAAGAACGUCUGUGGAUGUAGUGGAGUCGGCAUUGUCGCUGGUUGGAGAUGAAAGGAACGCAAUGGGAGAUGGACGUGAUCCGAAAGUUUUGAAUGGAGAUGAAGAUCUGGAUCACAUGGAACACGAAGAGGAAGGCAUUGAUCAUAUGGAAGAUGAGCAACACCGAAUGGGCGAAGAAAAUGAGGUUGACAGCGAGUUUGGCGAAGAACAUGAGGAUCCGAACAACAAUGUCGAGCAAGGAGAAGAGAUGGCUCCGGAUUUGUCAGAAUUGCUGAGAAAAAAGGAAGAGAAGAUGUUGAAUGAACAAGUUGAAUGCGAUUUGGACCAUGAUCAAACGGAAAAUGAGGAGUUUUUGGAGCAAGAAGAUGAUCAAAGGGAUCAGAUGAACCAAGGAGAAGACGAAAAUCUUGUCGAAGAAAUUGUGAAGAACAUUGGAGAAGAAGAAGAAAUUAUGGGGAAAAUUAGAAAAGAACUGGAGGAAAUGCACGGGAAAAUGAGUGGGGCUGAUGACCAAGCAGUGGAAGAGGUGGGAGCAACGGAAAAGGACGGAGAAGUUGGCCAAACUGAGAAUUUGGAAAUCAGCGUCCAGGAGGGUGCGAUUCCGCGUAUGUUUGGAGUUUUUCACGAGGAAAGUACUUCUAUGAGGUAUGGAGUUACAGGUCGAGUAAUAUAUGAAAAAAUCGUAAAAUUUUUCUGAUUCAGAAUAUGUAAAAGUUAGCUGCCUAAUUUCGGUUUGUAAGGGUGAAAAAAAGCCUCAGGACUUUCCUCGCAACACCAUACAAAUUCUCCCUUUUUAUAUUGGAACUACUAAUGAAGGUGUGGCAAUAAUCAAAUUUGAUAUUGUAAGGCUUGUCAAGAUACCAGGCUUUACUUUUGCUCAAAACAAAGCUUUUGAUUUGGCAAAAACUUUGUCAAAAAGGCAUUUACGUGGUGUUGCGAGAAAAGUUCUGAGGAUUUUUCACCCUUACAAACCAAAAUUAGGCAGCUUACUUUUACAUAUUCUGAAUCAGAAAAAUUUUGCGGUAAUUUUGAUAUAUGACUCGACCUGUAACCCAUACCCCAUAGAAGUACUUUCGUUGUAAGAAAAGAUAAAACAAGCAUUGAUUAAAGCCUAUUUUUUAGCAAAAGUGGAGGAAGUGAGCGUAAAGUCUGAACCGGAACAAAUCGUCCGGGUUUAUGAAGAUGGUGUUGUGGAGUGGGAAGACGAGUUCAACGCAACUGAAAGGCCCUUUGUCUUCGAUUCGAUGGCGGAAGGUGGCCCGAGUGUUCCUGAGAAUGUCCAAGAAGAACCCCUCGAUUUGUGUUAUCAACCGGAAGUUAUUGAGCGGCAAAAUGACGUCAGAAUUGAGGAAAAUCAUGGAUUCGGGAGCGGAAAUACACAAGGGAGCCGGAAAAGACCCCUGGAGCCAGUGGAUCCGCAUGUUAUUGAAGAAAAUCCAAUCCCGGUGAGUUCUUUGGGAGAUUUGAGGUGUUUUUAAAUUUUUUGAAGAGAGCCUGAGAGCGCGUCCGGGGAAAAAUCAAAGAUAAGGCUUAGACCUGCGAUCUCAACCAUCUGAAUGGAUUGAUCGUUAUUAACUUCGGAAAUUCUUUAUUUUUUUCUGGCUGUUACUUUUUUUCAAAGUAGUAGUGUUAAAAAGUAAUUUUUUUGAAAUUUUUCUAAAAAUACUCGAUAUAGGGGUUUUCGAGGGUGCUGAUUUCAAAAAUCAGGUUCAAAUUUUCUGCACUUUACUAGCUCGCGACCUAGGUCGUGACUGAGGCCAAGAAGUUUUGCCUGAAAUUUGCAGAAAAUGGUCUCGAUGCUUGACUAUGACGGUCAAGACACUUCGUUUAGGUCAGGUCGUCAAAAAGCUCACGACCAAAAAUGAACAUGAUUUUCGAAAUCAACAACCUCGGAAACCCCUAAAUCGAGUAUUUUAGAAAAAUUUGACAAGGAAAGUACUUCUACGGGGUGUGGAGUUACAGGUCGAGAUAUAUAUCAAAAAAUUCGCAAAAAUUUUCUGAUUCAGAAUAUAUAAAAAUUAGCUGCCUAAUUUUAGUCUGAUGACAUGUUUUUGUCCUCAGAAGUUUUCUCGCGACACCAUGCAAGUGUCUUUUUGACCGUGUUUUUACCAAUAAAAAAAAUUUUUUUUGUGCUAAAAUAAAUUCUGAGGCUUUGACAAGCCUUAAAAUAUCAAAUUGGAUUACAACUACACCUUAAUAGUAGUUCCAAUGUAAAAAAAUGGGCUCUGUGGCAAAAGGAUUCGAACCCACGGGGCAGCCUUUCCCGUUGGAUUCUCAGUCUACCGCUCUAACCACUCGGCCACACCGCUCUCUUCCGAAGGAAGAGACCGAGCGCGCUUUUGUUGCCGGAGUUUUUUUCCUCGAGAAAUACAUUUAUUGAUAAAACUCGUUGAUAAACCAAAAUUAGGCAGCUAAUUUUUAUAUAUUCUGAAUCAGAAAAUUUUUGCGAAUUUUUUGAUAUAUAUCUCAACCUGUAACUCCACACCCCAUAGAAGUACUUUCCUUGUGAAAAAAUUAAUUUUUUACACUUGAAAAAAAAGUAACAGCCAGAAAAAAAUAAAAAAUUUCCGAAGUUAAUAACGAUCAAUCCAUUCAGAUUGUUGAGAUCAUAGGUCUAAGCCUUAUCUUUGAUUUUUCCCCGGUUCCGGAAGUGUCAGUCACUAUGCCGCCAUUCAGGAAGUGUCCAAGUUCUGGAAAUGUCGCAAGCCAAAUUUCAGUCUGUUAUUUUGUGAGGUUUUGGGGGAAAUACCUUCUUGGAAAGUUGGAUUCCAUGUAUGCUUCGAGUUUCUUCGAAAAAUUUGGGCUUUCAUUUUUCUAUUUCAGUUUUUUUAGGCCAAGCGCGCAUGCUCAGAGGUCAGAACCGAGUUUGUCCCACAGCCGUCGACCUCAGCAGAAGUCGAUGAGAGAACAAUUGAAGUAACAAAAAUGAAGACGGAAGCCUCAGAUGAUGAAGAGGAUUUAAUUCUAGAAGAGACGGUUAGCGAGCCCAGUGUAUUCAAUCCCACCUUCCAAAGGGACUUCCAACGGAAUUAUGGGGAACUUCAGCAAGCACAGUCGGCGCAUAGAGUUUGGAAUCAAGGCUUUCAGGAAGUUGGAGUAUGUGAUUUAAUUUUUUUUUCGUUUUUUUUUUUUGAUUUCUUCCAGAUUUUACAAGCUUAAUAGGUCGUUGAUUAGUUCAUACUUUUUUGCUCGUGAUUUGUAGGCGUAGCCGAGAUAAAUAUUUAGCGAUUUUUUUUUUAGAGAGCACGGAGAAUGAGGAGGGUGGUACCAAAAAACGUUUUUUGGCCGUUUUCUUAAAUUCAGCUUGCAGAAAAUUCUUGGUGGAAGAAUUGUAGACCGCAUUUACAAUGGAGUCUGAAAAUUUGAAAUUGAAAAUUUCUUCGACCUAAACAUCUUGAAGUUUUAAAAAAUUUUUUGUCAUUUUGUAAUCAAAAGUGUCCUUUUUUAGCCACCAGAGCAAGACAGAGAAUUUAAUCGGAGCUUUGGAUACUCCCGGCCAUUCGAAAAUUAUUCCGCAAGUCUUCGCGUUGUCCAACCGGCUUUGCAACCAGGCCCAUCUCAAAUGGGCCCCAGUAUUUUGCCAUAUCAAAUUCCCCCAUUUCAUCAAUUUGCUCAGCCUCAGUGGCCUGCCCCUCCACCGACAUAUGGUAUGUACCCGGCGGGUUAUGCACCUCAUAUGACUCCGCCAUAUGGAUAUCCUGGAUAUUAUCCAUAUCCAGGAGGUCCACCGGGCCCAUAUCCCGGUGGUCAUCAAUGA
This is a messenger RNA of Bursaphelenchus xylophilus (pine wood nematode), 5555 nucleotides long. Lineage: Eukaryota; Metazoa; Nematoda; Chromadorea; Rhabditida; Aphelenchoididae. The record is from the annotation of a GenBank genome assembly.